AUGAAACCAUCCUCACUCCUCCCAUUCCUCCUCCUCCUCCUCCUCCCCACCGCCACCGCCGCGGCUGUCACCGACGACGACGCCUACUCCCCGGCGGUGAUCCUCACCGUCUGCGGCCCGGCCCCGACCCCCGACCCGACAGCGUUCGACAUCAACUUCGCCACGGCGAUGGAGACCCUCCACCAAAACAUCUCCGCCUCCGGCUACGGCACCACCGUCGCGGGGGCCGGCGCCGCCAAUGCGGUGUACGCCGUCAGCGAGUGCUUUGCGUACGUGUCGCCGACCACCUGCCAGCUGUGCUACGCGGAGAUUCGGCUCGACAUCCCCCGGUGCCUCCCCGCCGACGACUCUCGCGUAUACCUCGACGGCUGCUUCGGCCGGUACGCCGGCCGGAACGUCACCGGCGACGCGGUCGACGCCGCGGACGCUGCGGUCUGCGGGAACGCCUCGGUGGACGCCGAGGACGCGGCGGCGUUCCGCGACGUAGCGGCACGGCUCGUCGGGAACCUCACAACAGCGGCCGAGAGAUGUCGGACGCGACUAAUCAUUGCUCUAACAUUAACUUCUGCUGCAGUGGCAGCAUUGCUUGUCACUGUAAUAUGGAUCAAGAUAAACUCCAGAACAAAUUUAACAGAUGAUACCGACGGUUCGCGACAUAUAAUUCGAAGAAUUUCGGCGUCUCACCUUAGUUUCAAAUAUGAAGAUCUGAGAAAAGCAACAGAUAACUUCAAUCUAAUCAACAAGCUUGGCCAAGGCGGAUUUGGUUCUGUUUAUAAGGGGGUUUUACCAGAUGGAAAGGAGAUUGCAGUAAAGAGGCUCUUCUUCAAUGCGACGCAACGGGCUGAUCAGUUCUUUAACGAAGUUAGCCUCGUCAGUCGUGUUCAGCACAAAAACCUCGUAAAGCUACUAGGAUGCAGCAUCGAAGGGCCCGAGAGCCUCCUCGUCUACGAGUUUCUCUGCAACACCAGCUUGGAUAGCUUCUUAUUCGAUUCUUUCAAGAGAAAUGUACUGGAUUGGGAGAAGCGACUCGAGAUUAUUGUCGGGACAGCGGAGGGGUUAUCUUAUCUCCAUAAUGCAUCUGAAGUGAGGAUCAUACACAGGGAUAUAAAAGCCAGUAACAUAUUGUUGGAUGAGAGGUUUAAGCCGAAAAUAGCUGAUUUUGGCUUGGCUCGGUACUUCAUGGAGGAUCAGAGCCAUCUUAGCACCGGAAUAGCUGGAACUUUUGGUUAUAUGGCUCCCGAGUACAUCGUGCAUGGGCAGCUUACGGAGAAAGCCGAUAUCUAUAGCUACGGGAUACUCGUUCUUGAGAUUAUUACGGGCCGAAAGAACAACAACUCUGUGGAUGACUCACCUGAAGGCCAAUCUCUCAUGUCGCAGAUAUGGCGGCAGUUCAAAUCGAGAACGCUAAUAGAAAUGCUCGAUCCGUGCCUUCGCAAUCGGUGCUCGGACGAGGAAGCUCUCAAGGUGUUCCAAGUGGGUCUUUUAUGCUCGCAAGCGUCGCCAAAUCUUCGGCCGCCAAUGUGGAAGGUGGUGGAGAUGCUGAACAGCGGAUCGAAAGAACUGCCUUCUCCGACUCAGCCUCCCUUCAUCGACAUCAAGGGGUCAAAUGCUAACAAAAGCAACAGCUCCGAGUCCUCUUCUCUCUUGUCGUCCUCAUCGAAGUCCCCAUUUUCGUUGAAUAAGUUGUCGGUGAGUGACAUGGAAGCAAAGUAAUCUGGGAAAAAGAAAAGAAGAGGGCAACAUACAUGUUUUAUCUACAUAUUAAUGCUUCUGCUUGCAUACCUCUGCAAAUAUACAAAUACAGUUACAAACCUCUAUGCAUUGAUAUCCAAAGAAGGCGCGAUUCGCAGGGACUCUACAAUCUCACAUAUUUUGAGGAGUAUAUAUAUGCGAAAAACACUAUAGAUUGCAGAUUUAGUUGAGGCAUUUUUAUCCUGCUGCUUAAAGAGUCAUUCCUAGAUUUUUUUUUUUUAUUUUUUUUCAUUUAUUAACAGUUUUCUUGGAACAAUGUAUAGUGCCAUAUGUCAAAAAUAACAUCAUACUUUGUAACAUUUUGUGUCAUAUAUAUCAUCUCAUAAUUAGAUGAAGAGG
Molecule: messenger RNA, 2091 nt
Organism: Ananas comosus (pineapple)
Lineage: Eukaryota; Viridiplantae; Streptophyta; Magnoliopsida; Poales; Bromeliaceae
Product: putative receptor-like protein kinase At4g00960
Exons: 8
Coding region: 1-1713 (570 amino acids)
Biological process (GO): protein phosphorylation
Molecular function (GO): ATP binding; protein kinase activity
Source: RefSeq, a predicted model, not a curated record